This is a messenger RNA of Ylistrum balloti, 1723 nucleotides long. RefSeq names its product recQ-mediated genome instability protein 2-like. The record is from RefSeq and is a predicted model, not a curated record. Bases 42 to 470 code for a protein of 142 amino acids. Lineage: Eukaryota; Metazoa; Mollusca; Bivalvia; Pectinida; Pectinidae. Gene Ontology annotation, biological process: maintenance of rDNA; regulation of sister chromatid segregation; DNA repair. The transcript has 4 exons. Gene Ontology annotation, cellular component: cytosol; nuclear speck.
UUUACUCGGCAUCGUUGUCUUCGCCACAAGUCAGAAGCAGAAUGUCAAAACUCCUAGAUUUACCAUCAAGGAAGGUGUUUGUCAGUGAUCUGAGGACAUGCCAAAGAAUUCAAUCUGAAGAUUCAGAUCAGACAAAGAAGACGAAAACAUGGCAGAUGAACUGCCAUGGGCGACAAUUACAGCUCUCAGUAGUCUGGAUACAGGGAACAGUUACUGAGGUUGAUGACAGAAGUGAUGUUGUCCUGGUAGAUGAUAGCACUGGAACAGCAAAGAUCCUAGGUUGCAGCAAAAUUCCAUUCCUUUGGGAAAAGAUAAAGAUUGGUCAAUAUGUGAUGGUGAUUGGUCAACUGGCCAAUGCAGAGUCAAUUCCUCAGCUGCGUGCUAUUAAGGUCCAGAACCUCAGCCAUAUGUUGGAGACGGAAGAAAGUUGGUCUUUGGAGGUAGCAGACCAAAUGAUGUUGGUCACCUGAGAUCAAAAUUAUCAUUACCAUGAUGAGGUCACGAGAAGCUGUGAUGAUUGGCAAGAACCGUAUCAGAAUCACUUCAAUACAGCUGACAAUGUACAGAAGUUUGGGCAGCACUGACUCUGUGAAUUGCAGUCUCAAGAUUACUGAUGGUAGAGUUCUAUCAGAAGCUUCAGAUCAAUGAUCAAACAAGAACUGUCCAAUGAUCAAACAAGAACUGUCCAAUGAUCAAACAAGAACUGUCCAAUGAUCAAACAAGAACCGUCCAAUGAUCACUUGGGUUUUGAGAGACUUAUGAAAAUGUUAGUCAUUACCAUGACCUGACUGUUCAAAACCACAAGUCAGGAAUUCGUAAUGUAGAGGAAAACAACCAACACUCUGUCUGGUAACAAUAAAAUGACACUAUUUUCUUGUCCAUAUCAAAUCUGUUAAUACAAGAUGUACUGUUCCUACUUAAUGUUUUAAUGCUAUGAAAUCUAGUGCAAAUUGUAUUGUAACUGUGGUAACAAAGCUCUUCACAACAGGAUUUUAUCUGUAUUAUAGACACCACUUGGGUAUAGGGAGGGAACAAUAGUAAAAAACCACUUAUUCUGUGUGCCAGUGAUAACCUUGUGUACAAGGUGUGAACCAAUGGACAGUUUCAAUUCAUAUUCACAUCAUAACAUCACCAUAUAAGAUCUAUUGCUUGUAGAUUUUGGUGGUCAUCGAUGAAGGCUAAAAGUCAAAUGACAGGGGUGUUGACCACUUUUGAAAGAAAACUUUCUGUACAAGAUAUCUCCUGAACCCCUUAUUAGCUGAGCAGUAGAUUUAGAUAAGAAGAAAAUGAUCAGGAAGUGAAGGUAUAUUGUUAUGAGCCCUUGCUUACUUUGUUUUAACUCAUUCUUAUCUGAUGGCUCAAUAUCAACAGGUUUUGGUCCUGACUUUAUUAUCCACAUUCUAUCAUAUAAAGUAUACUAAUGUACCUUGAGAAGGCAGGAUCUCUUGUCUUAUGUGUAGUAAAAAUAGGGAGUUAUGGCCCCUUCAUUUUUAAUACCAAAGAUUGGUAGUGAAAUUUUGAAUGUAAAUUAAAUCCAGGAAAUGUCCAAAUGGGAGUGGUUAAGCUGUUAAGCUAUAUGGUAUUAUAAAACUAUCAGGCAUACUUACUGGUAGUAAGAAACCUGAUACGAUUACCAUGAAGUAAUCAAGAGAGUCAUUUCCUAUUUGACCAAAAGUCAAGUUUCGUCCAUUAGCUCAUUUGUAAUCAUUCACACCUGGUAAAC